AUGGAGGACCCACCUCGGAAACCCGGACGCCCCCCCAAGUACGACUGGGAUGACAAACGCGACAUUUGCUACCAAUUGUACGUAGUCGAGAAGAAGAGCGUACCUCAAAUCAUCGAUCACUUUGCCAAACUCUUCGACGUGCCCGUCUCCGAACUACCCUCCCACAAGAGCUUCUUCCGGCAGAUCGGGCAAAUAUGGCGAAUGCCAGCGCGCGUGAAGAGGCUGACGCCGGAGGAACAGCCCGUGGUGAUGGCUAGGAUCAAAGAGCUGUGGGAGCAGAACGUUCUGCAACGCGAUAUCAAACAAACACUGGCCGAAGAAGGAUGGGAGGUCAAUGGCUACGAGUUCAACAAGCUGUGGAGGAAGCUUGGUCUACGGCUUCGAUAUGCGGAAGGCUACCAGUUACCGGGAGACCGGACUGGCCAAAAAAAGAAGCGCAAGAGACCUGCCAACGCACCAGACGAUCCUAGUCAGGCAGUGGUCUCCGACGAGCAGUUCGAUGCCGAAAUGCAAGCCGCUGCAGCAGGGGUGCUGGAGCCUCUAGCUGCGCCUAUGGGACCUGAGGAGGCUUUCAUGCGACAGCAAAGGCUACUCGAGCUCCAGCUCGAAAGCGAUGAAAGGUUGCAGGCCAGAAAGCGACGCCGUCGCAUCAGAGGGUUCGGACACCUACCGCCAGACGCGCCAGGCACAGAACCACGAUACAACUCGGAGACCAGCUUGGAUGAGUGCAAAGCAUUUCUGCACCUGGACAACGAUCUUUACCAACAGAUGCGGCAGGAAUACGAAGUCAUCUGUCGCGACAUGGACAUCAUCAGGAAAUCACAGUGCGCCGAAGGCGUAUGGGAAGCCAGUAAACAGAGACUGAUGCUGUCAAACAUGCACCUGGCAGGCGUCAUGCACCCACUACAGCCCGACCAGGAAAGGAAAGCUGUCGCCCUGGAAAACGUAUGCGCCGACGUUACCAAGCGGAUGCGGUUCCAAGGCAGAACAAUUACGAUUGCUGAAGCAAAUAACGUACUCGGUCUGAAUCCCACCGAAAGUAAAGUCGUCCGUCGGUCGCUGUACGAGAUAUUUGCAGAGGACAACUUCGAAUCUCGACUUGUAUCUGGCGAAGAACACUUUCAGGCGCUGCGUCAACGCUGGUACGCCACGAACGACAGACUUUCGCAGGCUGUGUCGGAGACACCGCAGAACGAAAGAAAGAUGCGAGGCAUAGAUAUGCUUUGCAGAGAUGCGAUGAAGCGCUUUCGCGAGGACAAGAACAAGCGUGGCGAACGUACGUCUGUUCAGAAGAAUGCCGCCUAUGGCCCUGGACCCGGCCCGGCGUGGAAUGGGACUUUGCCAAGAUCGAAGGUGGCAGUCAACAAGGCCAGAUCUGCGGCCGCACAAGAAACGGAUGCUCCAUCUAGCGCACAGAAGAAGCCUCGUGCUCGAACAACACCGCAAGCGACGAUUUCGCAAACGCAACACAGCGGAUCGAUCGCGACAUUGGCACAGGCAGCCGGAGCUAUAAACUUCGACUUGGACCCAGCUUUGUCCACUGCUACUUCUUUCGUCACUUCGACAGCGGAACCUGCCGCACCACACGUACAGCCAGUGACCGCCUAUUUCAGACUCGGCGCUGGCUCAGAACUCAUAGGGUCACAUCCAAAGAUGUGGCUUGGCAGACUUGCCUCCGCAACGAUCCCUGAGUUACACAAAGCUGCGAAGAGCAAGGCAGGCGCCGCAAAGGUGGGCAGAAUACACGGUAUGGUCAAGAACGCAGAUGGCACUGAAGACAGCUGGCUGGUCGAGAAUGCUGAUGAGCUCGCUGCGUACCUCGAGGAAGCUGGUGAGAAGCCUUCGUUUUCUGUUGUCAUUGCUGGAGGUUAUGCUUGA
Molecule: messenger RNA, 1878 nt
Organism: Fulvia fulva
Lineage: Eukaryota; Fungi; Ascomycota; Dothideomycetes; Mycosphaerellales; Mycosphaerellaceae
Exons: 2
Coding region: 1-1878 (625 amino acids)
Source: RefSeq, a predicted model, not a curated record